CUGUCCGUUACGGUGGCUUGGGUUCAGCAAAUGACCUUUUUCAAGGCUGUUCUUAUUGUUUACUGCCUCAACGUAGUAGCAUGGGGAGGAAUGAUCUUCUUGCUAAUGUGCAACGCGGCACCAGCUAUGUGUCACCCGACCUGCGACGACAUCAACUCUCCACGCCGAAAAUGGAUCGAAAUAGACUCACAAAUUCUCAACGUCCUGUUCUGCGUACCGGCAUUUUGGCUCGCCACUCGAAGAUGCAUCGAGUCCUCGAAAGCAUUUCAGUACAUGGCGAGACAAGAUAUAACCGCCUUGCGCCAGCUGGCUGCGACAUACCGGGAAUGGUUUCGACUUCCUGGAUCUGAAUCCCUAUCGGCUCACGUAUGCCCGAUCGAAGUUGAGGCUUGGCUACAUCAAACCUCAUCUCCAGAGGACAUAUUGCCUUGUCCAGUACGGAGUAUUCCAGAGCCACCACCUUCUGGGCGACGAGCGACGCCGACUCGACUGUGGAAACUUCAUGCAAUCAUUGGUUUGAAUCUGUUGAAUACGAUAUUCCAGGUUAUUGUCUCUUUAUUUAUGUGGUGCUAU
Molecule: messenger RNA, 573 nt
Organism: Fusarium redolens
Lineage: Eukaryota; Fungi; Ascomycota; Sordariomycetes; Hypocreales; Nectriaceae
Exons: 1
Source: RefSeq, a predicted model, not a curated record